UAUUUUUGGACGGAGAAUAUCAUUCUAAAUUUUGUCAUGUUGAAACUCACAUCACACAUAUGAAGCCUAUAUAUAUGAGUUGCUCCCACAGAAUCUUCCAUUGCUCCUGUACACCAUCAUUUCUCCUAAAGCCAAUUCAUAGCAAAAUCAAGAAAAUGGAACACAAGUUUGAUUCAGAAGCAGUGAUCCAAGAAUUUGAAUCAUUAACUAAAGAUGCCAAAAGGGUUCAACUUGAAACAUUGAAGAAAAUCUUGAAAGAAAAUGGUGAAGCAGAAUACUUGAAAAAAUGGAAUCUUAAUGGAAAGUUUGAUCCUCAAACUUACAGUUCAUGUGUUCCUCUUGUUACCCACAAAGAUCUUGAGCCUUAUAUUCAAAAGAUUGCUGAUGGUGCUUCUUAUCCUGUGCUUACUGGAAAACCAAUCACCACCAUCACUUUAAGCUCUGGAACUACUCAAGGGAAGCCCAAGUUUGUGCCGUUUAAUGACGAAUUGACUGAAACAACAAUGCAGAUUUACCGGACUUCUUUCGCUUUCAGAAACAGGGAAUUUCCUAUUGGAAAUGGAAAAGCUCUGAGUUUCAUCUUUGGAAGCAAGCAGUUCACAACCAAGGGCGGUCUACUCGCAGGAACCGCAACGACAAACGUAUACCGAAGCGCACAGUUCAAGAAAACAAUGCAGGCGAUGCAAACCCCGAGUUGCAGCCCAGAUGAAGUCAUUUUCGCACCCGACUUUCAUCAAUCUUUAUACUGCCAUCUCCUCUGUGGACUCAUUUUCCGCGAAGAAAUCCAAGUCAUAUCCUCAACAUUCGCCCACAGCCUUGUUCAUUCGUUCCGAACCUUCGAGCUAGUCUGGUCAGAACUGUGUUCCGACAUCCGAACCGGUGUUUUGUCAGCCAAGAUCACGGUCCCGUCUAUUAGAACCGCCAUGGCCAAGGUUCUAGCACCGAACCCUGAUCUUGCCGACGAAAUUCAGAAAAAGUGUUUGGGUUUAACCGACUGGACCGGGUUGAUCCCAGAAAUGUUUCCCAACUGUAAGUACAUUUACGCGAUCAUGACCGGGUCAAUGGAGCCGUAUUUGAAAAAACUACGGGUUUAUGCUGGCGGAGUACGGUUGUUGAGUGCAGAUUACGGGUCAUCGGAAGGGUGGAUCGGGGCAAAUGUAAACCCCGAUUUGCCCCCCGAGAUGACGUCUUUCACUGUGCUCCCUAACAUCGGAUAUUUUGAAUUCUUACCGUUGACCGAGUCCAACGAGGUGGAUUCUGUCGGGCCCGAACCAAUUGGGUUAACCGAUGUGCAACUCGAUGAAGAAUACGAGGUCGUGGUCACAAAUGUUGCGGGUUUGUAUCGGUACCGGCUAGGAGAUGUGGUUAAGGUUAUCGGGUUUCAUAACUCGACACCGAAACUCCAGUUUGUUUGUAGAAGAAACUUGAUGCUCACUAUCAACAUCGAUAAAAACACCGAAAAGGAUUUACAGUUAUCGGUCGAAACAGCUGCAAAACUUUUAGCAGAUGAAAAACUUGAAGUCCUCGACUUCACUAGCCAUGUAGACUUGACCACCGAUCCGGCCCACUAUGUGAUCUUUUGGGAAGUGAGUGGGGAAGCGAGUGAUGCGGUUUUGAAAGAGUGUUGUAACUGUUUGGACAAGUCGUUUGUUGAUGCGGGCUAUGUGAGCUCGCGAAAAGUCAACGCGAUUGGGCGUUUGGAGCUUCGGGUUCUACGAAAGGGAACCUUUCAAAAGAUUCUGGAUCAUUAUGUUGGGUUAGGGUCCGCGCUAAGCCAAUUCAAGACACCACGAUGUGUGGGCCCAAGUAACCGGAAAGUGUUGCAAAUUCUUUGCAACAACGUCGUCAAGAGUUAUGUCAGUAAUACUUUCGGUUAAGGUAGUUUGUUGUGUUUCGCUAUAUGAUGUGUGAUUUGCUUUGGUUUGGUUUGUGUUGCUAUAUUUUGGUUUGGUUUCUACUAGGAUUGAAAUAAUGUUUUUAAUUGUGUAUAAUUAAAUAGAAGUGGUUAUUGGAUUUUAAUAA
Helianthus annuus (common sunflower) is the source of this 2022-nucleotide messenger RNA. Its product is annotated as jasmonoyl--L-amino acid synthetase JAR4. NCBI's taxonomy places the organism in Eukaryota, Viridiplantae, Streptophyta, Magnoliopsida, Asterales, Asteraceae. Gene Ontology annotation, cellular component: cytoplasm. The record is from RefSeq and is a predicted model, not a curated record. Gene Ontology annotation, molecular function: acid-amino acid ligase activity. Bases 60 to 1877 code for a protein of 605 amino acids. The transcript has 4 exons.